Messenger RNA from Heterotrigona itama, 219 nucleotides. NCBI's taxonomy places the organism in Eukaryota, Metazoa, Arthropoda, Insecta, Hymenoptera, Apidae. The record is from the annotation of a GenBank genome assembly.
AUGAAGUUAACUGCGUGGAGUUUUGUGUCGUGCAUCCUGAUAGCUGUCUUCUUCUUAGCGGUUGCCACGUCUGCGUAUCCUGCCAGCAAUCCAGAGAUAAUGUAUAACUUGCAGGCGAUCGAGAAUAUGCGACAAAUUCCGCAGUGGCACUGCCUCCGCUACAGAAAAUUUGAUCUCGUGCGCCGCUGUCGGAAUUACCGUUUAGGAAGGAAACACUGA